CGCAACGCUAAUGAAGUGCAAAAAAAAACCUAAAAUUAGUGUAUAAAAACGAAAAUCGCGUAUAUUUCUAAAUCGUUUUUGCAAUAUAGUAUGUAUAGUACGCAAGUUCAUCUAAGUACUGGGUGUGUGCGGUAAACACACAUCAAUAAGAGUGCGAUUUCGCGUCCCUUUCACCACCCUUCUCCUGCUUCCUCUUCUAUAACUGUGUCAAAUCAGCAACAACAAUAAAAUAUAGAACAGCUCUAGAGCUGAAGCGCGCGUGUGUAUAUGUGCGUGUGUGUGAAAUGCACAAAUUGAUAAGCAAUUUGAUUUAAUUUAAUCUAGUUUAAAUCAGAUGAAAAUCAGCGCAAACCCAACACGAAGUUAUAAAUAAAAAAUUACUAAUCCAUAUAAAUAGAAUACCCUUGAGUGGUUUGGUUAGUCGCAGCCAAUUAAUUCAACACAUAUUUUGGUUCCGCAUUUUUGAAAAUAUAACGAAGUUCUGCCCAACAAGAGCAGCCAAAAAAAGCGGUUUUGUUUGUUUUUCAAGCUCAACGAAAAAAAGAAGAAAAGAAAUUCGCUCUCAAUCAGCUGUUCAAAGCAGCCGCCUUAGUGCGAGUGAGAUAGCUGUCUGCGCGCCAAAAUAAAACAACAACACCAAAAGUGGCACAGUGGUUCAAAACCUAGCUAAAGUUAAUAAAUCUAUUUCUUUUAGUAGCAAAAAAUAUAAAAUAAAGGAAAAUUAAGCGAAUUAUACAUACAUACAGAUUUGUUAAGUUUUUUAAAUCGUUUACUUUUAAUACGCGUGUGUCCAGAUAAGUGAAGUAUUUAGAAUAAAGUGAAUAAUGAGUGACGAAACGAGCGAUUCGGGUGGGGCAAGUGCCCCUCUUCCAUCGCCAGUGUCUGCGGACCCGGAACAGGGAGCCACUGCCUCCAAAUUACCGGGUCCCAUCAGAUCCAAUAUUCCCACGCCCGCUGCUUCUGCCACUGGAAUCCCGCAGCCCAGCAAAAUGAAGGCACCAUCUAGUUUUGGAUCGACGGGUUCCGUUUCCAAAAUCGGAAGACCGUGCUGCAAUCACACUACUCCCAAAUCCGGUCCACCACCAAGAGAAACCGCCAGCAUGAGUCGUGAAAGCGAUGACAAUUUAAGUUCGAUCAAUUCGGCUUAUACAGAUCACAACAGCGCCGUGCUGACAGCAAACACAGAGCAGUUCAUCAUCGGCCAGCGGGUUUGGCUGGGUGGCCUUCGUCCCGGACAGAUUGCCUACAUUGGAGAGACACACUUUGCACCCGGCGAAUGGGCGGGUGUCGUUCUGGACGACCCUAAUGGUAAAAACGAUGGCUGUGUGUCGGGCAAAAGGUACUUCCAGUGCGAGCCAAAACGAGGCAUUUUCUCACGCCUCACUCGUCUUACCACAUAUCCCAUGUCCGGAGCCCAGACGCCGACCUCUCCAUUGGCCAAAAACUCGCCGGACAGAUCGCGCACGGUUUCCCCUACUGCGAGUAUUCGCAGCUCUAUGCUUCGCAGUCCCGGCAUUGGAGGCAAAAAUGGAAUGGCUGUGGGUGAUCGUGUGAUUGUCUCGUCUGGAUUUGGCAGUCGUCCUGGUAUCUUACGCUAUUUGGGAGAGACACAGUUUGCUCCCGGCAACUGGUGCGGUGUGGAAUUGGAUGAGCCCAGCGGCAAAAACGAUGGAGCUGUGGAUGAUAUAAGAUACUUUGAGUGCAAGUCCAAGUACGGGGUGUUUGUACCUAUAGCGAAGGUGUCGCUGUCGCCGUCGUCCAAGAAAACGCGACUUUCGAGGACCGGAUCUAGGGAGUCGCUCACCUCGAUUGGCACCAUGAACAGCAUCGCCACCACGGCCACGUCGCGCAUGCGCAUGAAUGCUCAGCAGCGCAAGUCGAGCACGCCCGUUAAGCCAAUUUUAGCGACGCCGAAAAGCCAAUUUUCCAUGCAGGAUCUGCUGCGCGAGAAGCAACAACAUGUGGAGCAGCUGAUGGUGGAGCGCGACCUGGACCGCGAGGAUGCCCAGAACCAGGCGCUGCAGCUACAGAAGAGCAUCAACGAGGUAAUUAUCUUCACCGAUACCAUGUACGCUCCGCUGCCCUAUGCGGACAGAUCGCGACCCUAUCGACCCGCCAAGAAGUCGAGGGUUAAGGUUCCACAGCAACAACACGUCUGGGUGCCCACCACCCUGAGCAGCAGCAUUACCACCAGUACUAGACCAACCAUAUCAGCAGCCGCAUGCAACAGACAGCCUCUGCAGCAGCAGCAACAGAUAUUGCAGCAGCAGCCACAGCCACAUCUGCAGCAGCAGCAGGCCAAGCCAAAGAAAGUUUGGUUUUGCGAUAAAAAGAAACUCUUUCCACUGAAAGCAAGAAUCGUUGAAUUGGAGUCGGCACUGGGCGAUGAACGAAAGAAAACUGAAGAGUUGCAGUUCUCCAUAGACGAAGCCCAGUUUUGUGGCGAUGAAAUGAAUGCUCAGUCCCAGGUCUACAAGGAAAAGAUCCAUGAUCUGGAGUCGAAAAUCACACAACUGGUGUCAGCCACGCCAAGUCUACAAAGUAUACCACCCCCCGCUCCGCCCUCAGAUGAUAGCGCGUUGAAGGAGGAAAUCGUCCAGCUGCAGGAAAAGAUGAGCAUUCAGCAGAAGGAGAUUGAAUCGCGGAUUGCGGAACAACUGGAGGAGGAGCAGCGAUUGAGGGAAAAUGUGAAGUACCUACAGGAACAGAACGCCACUCUUCAGACGGAGUUGGUGUCCAAAGAUGAGGCCCUGGAGAAGUUCUCCCUCUCGGAGUGUGGUAUCGAGAAUCUCCGGAGGGAACUGGCACUGCUCAAGGAGGAAAAUGAAAAGCAAGCUGCGGAGGCUCAGGCUGAUUUCACCCGAAAACUAGCCGAGAAAUCCGAAGAGGUAAAAAGAGUCACCUCUGAAUUGCAGAGCUUGAAAGCAGCAUCCGAUUCCCUGGAAAGCGAAAGGGUUAACAAAACCGAUGAAUGCGAAAUUCUUCAAACCGAAGUCCGAAUGCGGGACGAGCAAAUCAAAGAGCUAGCCCAACAACUUGAUGAGGUUACCACACAACUCAAUGUACAAAAAGCGGAUAGUUCCGCUCUGGAUGAUAUGCUUCGGUUGCAAAAGGAGGGCACUGAAGAAAAGUCGACUCUUUUAGAGAAAACCGAAAAGGAGCUAGUCCAAAUCAAAGAAGAAGCUUCGAAGAACCAACAGGAAAAAGAACAACUUGAAAAACAGUUAUCAGAUUUAAAGCAAUUGGCAGAACAGGAAAAACUAGUCAGGGAAAAGACUGAAACUGAAGUCAAUCAAAUAGCAUUAGAAAAAAAAUCCGUAGAACAGCAAUUGGCUUUAAAACAAAAGGAACUUGAGGACUUCCAAAACAAACAGUCAGAAACAGAAGUUUGUCUUCAGGAAAUCAAAGAUAUUAAUACCCAGAAGGACUUAGAAUUAGUUGAAUCUGGUGAGUCCCUUAAAAAACUGCAACAGCAAUUAGAGGAGAAAACGCAAGCCCAUGAAAAACUGCACGCUGAUUGGGAAGAGCUAAAGAAAAAUCAAGAGACGAUCAUAAAGCAAAAGGAACAGGAGCUUCAGCAACUCGAAAGCAAGUCAGCUGAAUCCGAAGGUUCUUUAAAGGCCGUACAAGCUCAACUAGAGCAACUUCAGAAACAGGCCACCGCAUCUGGAGAAGAGGGAUCCAAAACUGUAGCCAAAUUGCACGAUGAGAUCAGCCAGCUUAAGUCCCAGGCUGAAGAAACUCAGUCUGAUUUAAGAUCUACGCACUCGAACUUGGAAGCUAAAACCAAGGAAUUGGAGUCUGCAAAUGGCAGCCUAGAAGAGGAAGCCAAGAAGUCAGCCGGUCUGCAGGAACAGAUCAUCAAACUUAAAUCUGAAGUGGAGGAGUCGCAGGCAGCACUCAGCUCAAGUCAAACGGAUGUGGAAUCCAAAACUAAGCAACUUGAGGCCGCAAAUGCGGCUUUGGAAAAGGUCAACAAGGACUACGCGGAAUCCCGAGCGGAGGCUUCUCAUCUGCAAGAUCAGGUGAAGGAAAUCACCGAUACGCUACAUGCUGAGCUCCAAGCUGAACGUUCGUCCUCCAGCGCUCUCCACACUAAGCUGUCCAAGUUCUCGGAUGAGUUAGCUACCGGUCAAAAGGAACUGACGAGCAAAGCCGAUGCUUGGAGCCAGGAGAUGCUGCAAAAGGAGAAAGAACUGCAGGAGCUGCGACAGCAACUUCAAGAUAGUCAAGACUCGCAAACAAAACUGAAAGCAGAGGGAGAACGGAAAGAAAAGGCUUUCGAAGAAUCAACUAAGAAUCUUCAGGAAGAAGUCACUAGGGCCAAGAUGGAGAAUCAAGAGUUAAGCACUGGCACACAGGUGACCAUAAAAGACCUGCAGGAGCGUUUGGAAAUCAACAAUGCGGAGCUCCAGCACAAGGAAAAAAUGGCUACCGAAGAUGCACAAAAGAUUGCCGACCUUAAGACCCUUGUGGAAGCCAUCCAGGUGGCUAAUGCCAAUAUAUCAGCUACCAAUGCGGAGCUCUCCACUGUAUUGGAGGUUCUUCAGGCGGAGAAAAGCGAAACGAAUCACAUAUUCGAGCUCUUUGAAAUGGAAGCUGAUAUGAAUUCAGAGCGGCUGAUCGAAAAAGUUACUGGGAUGAAGGAGGAACUAAAGGAAACCCAUCAGCAACUGGAUGAGCGACAGAAGUCGUUCGAGGAGCUGGAAGAGAAAUUCAAGCAAGCUCAGCAAAGUGAACAACAUUUGCAACAGGAGUCUCUGACUUCCAAGGAGCAACUUACGGAAUUACGACAGUCUGUGCAAGAACUUCAAGAUUCGGUAAAGCAUAAGGAAGAACUCGUCCAGAACCUGGAAGAAAAGCUUAGGGACACCAGUUCCAUCAUAGAAGGCCAAACCACUUCCUCUCAGGAAGUACAAGUAAAGCUAGAAGAAGCUCAAAGGAAUGAAAAGGUGCUACAUGAAGAGGGUGCCAAAUUGAACGACCAACUGCAGCAGCUGCAAAAGACCCAUGUCGAACUGUCUGAAUCCCUUAAGGAAAAAGAAGAACUUGUACAGAGCCUAGAGACAAAAUUAAAAGAAAGCAGUGUUCAGUUGGAGAGCCAAACGUCUUGCUCAAAGGAAACCCAAGAUAAGUUGCUUGAGUCACAGAAGAAGGAAAAAAACUUGGAGGAAGAAGCUGCUAAAUUAUCCGGUGAGCUGCAGCAAGUACAAGACGCCAAUGGAGAAAUAAAGGAUUCGCUAGUAAAAGUGGAGGAACUAGUUAAGGUGUUGGAGGAUAAACUCCAAGCAGCCACCUCCCAGUUGGAGUCCCAGCAAGCGGAAAAUAGGAAACUCCAGGAGUUACUGGUGAAAUCUCAAGAGAAAGAGGGAGAUUUACAAGGAGAAUCUCUGGCAGUCACAGAGAAACUACAUCAACUGGAGCAAGCAAAUGGGGAGCUUCAGGAGUCUCUAGGUAAAAAAGAGAAUAGUCUUAAGGAACUUGAGGAGAAACUUCAAGAAAGCGGUGCUUUAUUGCAAAGUCAACUGAAAAGCCACAACGAACUUCAGGAUAAGUUAGAAGUGGCCCAGCAAAAGGAGAGGCUUCUUCAAGAGGAAACAUCCAAGUUGGCGGAGCAACUGAGCCAAUUAAAGGAGGCUAAUGAGGAGCUCCAGAAAUCUCUUCAACAAAAGCAGUCACUUUUAGAAAAGGGUAAUGAAUUCGACACCCAGCUGGCAGAGUAUCAGAAAGUCAUCGACGAAAUGGAUGAUGCGUCCUCCGUGAAAGCCAAGCUGCUGGAACAGCUUCAAAGUAGAGUUGUGGAACUGGAGGCCGCACUUCAUCAAGCCAACGAGUCCCAAAAGACUGCUUAUCUGGAGACUAAGGAACUGAGGCGCAAGCUAGAAUCGCUGGAACUGGAGAAGUCCAGGGAGAUUUUGAGCCUUAAGUCUCAGAUGAAUGGAGCGAGCAGUCGGUCCGGAAAGGGAGAUGAACUGGAGUCGCUGGACACCGAAACCAGUCUUGCCAAAAUCAACUUCCUGAACUCAAUUAUUGCUGACAUGCAGCAGAAAAAUGAUGCACUCAAGGCAAAGGUGCAGACCCUUGAAACCUUGCCAAUGGAUUUCACCAAACCUCAUGCCUUCGAUGUCCUGACCAAGCGCAAGCCGGCUCCCAGACUUUUCUGCGACAUCUGCGAUGAGUUUGACCAGCACGAGACGGAGGACUGUCCAAUCCAGGCUAGCGAGGAUCGGGACUUAUCCCCACCGCCUUCCGAGUCCAAUAACAACGAGAAGGAACGGAAGCUGCCUGCACCCAGGAAAUACUGUGAUUCCUGCGAGGUUUUUGGCCACGAUACGAGCGAAUGUGCCGAUGAUGAAACCUAUUAGCUCUAGUUAAAUUCUAAAUUAUUAUUUCCAUUUUACUUUGUUUUAGACUCUAUAGCAUAACCAUAUUGCGAGAUCCAUCAGAUGAGAUAACUUUUACCUCAGCAGCGCUUCACUCAAUCACACAAAGAACAUUCUCUAUUUCAAAUUGUGAUCUUGCGUUAUGCACAUAUUCAUGGAUAGUAGUCUAUUUUAAAUUGUUUUAUUUAUUGAAUGCGAUUCGUGGCAAACACA
Drosophila teissieri is the source of this 6596-nucleotide messenger RNA. RefSeq names its product restin homolog (gene CLIP-190). Lineage: Eukaryota; Metazoa; Arthropoda; Insecta; Diptera; Drosophilidae. The transcript is spliced from 16 exons. The record is from RefSeq and is a predicted model, not a curated record. Bases 825 to 6365 code for a protein of 1846 amino acids.